This is a messenger RNA of Nerophis lumbriciformis (worm pipefish), 1686 nucleotides long. The record is from RefSeq and is a predicted model, not a curated record. Lineage: Eukaryota; Metazoa; Chordata; Actinopteri; Syngnathiformes; Syngnathidae.
AUGUGCGGUAUCUGGGCUAUGUUCGGCAGCGACGAGUGCUUGUCGUCCCAGUGCGCCAACGCCGUGAAGAUCGCUCACCGGGGCCCGGACGCCUUCCGCUUCGAGAAUAUCCACGGCUUGGCCAACUGCUGCUUGGGCUUCCACCGUCUGGCUAUUCUGGAUCAGUUGCACGGCAUGCAGCCUUUGCGUGUCAAGAAAUUCCCUUUUUUAUGGCUGUGCUACAACGGAGAGAUUUACAACCACCUCACACUAAAGAAGCAGUUUGGCUUCGACUGCCAAACCGAAGUGGACGGUGAGAUUUUGCUCCACUUGUACGAUCGCUUCGGCGUGGAAAAGGCGGCGGCUCUGCUGGACGGCACUUUCGCUUUUGUUCUUUUGGACACCCGCGAAAGCAAAGUCUGCCUCGGAAGGGACACGUACGGCGUCCGCCCUUUGUUUAGACUCCUUACCGACGACGGAUUACUGGGCGUCAGCUCCGAGGCCAAAGGUCUUAUGAACGUCGUCCGCGCCCUGGACACGCGUGCUAAAGUCGUCCCCUUUCUCCCGAGCCAUUUUCAAGUCUUUGAAUUGAAGACGGACGGCAAAGUGAAAUCCGUUCAAUUUGAGCCCUUCCACCAAUGCACCGACGCGCCCGCUCACGCCGUCUACGACACCGCGGGGAGACUGCCGACGAGCUUUGACGAAAACGUCGUGAAGGGGAACAUCAGGACGCUGUUUGAGAAUGCCGUUCGGAAACGUCUCAUGGCCAACAGGAGGAUCGGUUGUCUUCUCUCAGGGGGUCUGGAUUCAAGUUUGGUUGCCGCCACAUUGGUGAAACUGGCUAAAGAAGCAGGGCUAAAAUAUCCUAUCCAAACAUUUGCCAUUGGGACAGAAGACAGCCCUGACAUUUUAGCCGCUCGUAAGGUGGCCACUUACAUCGGCAGCGAACACCACGAGGUCAAGUUCACUGCGGAAGAAGGCAUUCGGGCCGUGGAAAAAGUCAUCGUGUGCCUGGAGACCUAUGACAUCACCACCAUACGUGCCUCCGUAGGAAUGUACUUGGUUUCCAAAUACAUCCGUGAGAAGACGGAUAGUGUGGUGAUCUUCUCCGGAGAAGGUUCGGAUGAGCUCACGCAGGGCUACAUUUACUUCCACAAGGCCCCGAGCGCCAAAGCGGGAGCGGACGAGAGCGUUCGACUGCUGAAAGAACUCUACCUGUUUGAUAAUCUGCGCGCCGAUCGCACCACUUCUGCAUACGGUUUGGAACUCCGCGUACCCUUCCUGGACCACAGACUGACUGCGUACUACCUGUCCCUGCCCGAGGAGAUGAGAAAUCCCAGGCACGGCAUGGAGAAAUACCUUUUGAGGGACUCGUUCAGAGAUUCCAAAUUGAUCCCCGAUGAAAUCCUCUGGAGGAGGAAGGAAGCCUUUAGCGACGGCGUCAUGUCUCUUAACAAGUCCUGGUACAUCUUCCUGGAGGAGCACAUCGGGUCUCUGGUCACCGACGAUCAGAUGGCCAACGCGCCGGGGACGUUUCCUCACAACGCUCCCUUCACCAAAGAGGCCUACUACUUCCGACAGGUGUUUGAAAAGCACUAUCCCGGGCACGCCGAGUUACUCCCCCAUUUCUGGAUGCCGCGGUGGAUCAAAGCCACCGACCCGUCGGCUCGCUCGCUGUCCAUCUACAAACUUAACAAUUAUAAUUGA